This is a messenger RNA of Ceratotherium simum simum (southern white rhinoceros), 3405 nucleotides long. RefSeq names its product family with sequence similarity 120 member C (gene FAM120C). NCBI's taxonomy places the organism in Eukaryota, Metazoa, Chordata, Mammalia, Perissodactyla, Rhinocerotidae. Gene Ontology annotation, cellular component: nucleus. The record is from RefSeq and is a predicted model, not a curated record.
CCGCCCCCUCGCCCCCCGAGGAGUGCGCACGCGCCCGCCCCCAGCUUCGCGCCCAGAUCACCGCCUAGCCUGCUGGCGCAGCCGCCGUCUCGUCUGCCCGCCGACGAAGCAUGGGCGUCCAGGGCUUCCAAGAGUUCCUUGAGAAGCGCUGUCCCGGGGCCGUGGUGCCCGUGGACCUCCUCAAACUCGCGCGCACGGUCUCACGCCAGCAGCAGCAGCAUCAGCAUCGCCAGCUGCCACCUAUGGCAGCCCUAGCGCCCGGGGCUCCACGCGCCGCCAGGGGCUCCGCGCCUCUGCAACCGCCACUCCCGCCCGCUGCCUUGGGUGCCUACUCCGGGGGCGCGGGGCCGACUCGGCACCAUCACCCCGCUCACCACUUCCACCACCACGGGCCGGCGCACUCCGGGCUGCACCCGCCGCCGCUGCCGCCGCCCCCUCCGCUGCCCGGGGCCCGGGUGCUGGUGGACGCGGGCUCGGCGCUGCCGCGGCUUUAUGGCGGCUACCAGACGGAUUGGGUGUGUGGCGGCCAAUGGAACGCCAUGCUGGGCUACUUGUCAGCGCUGUGCCAGGCUUGUGCCUAUCCCGGCGGCGACGGCCUGGAGCUGGUGGUCAUGUUCCCCGGGGGCCUGGGCAAGGACCGGCUGGCCGAGUGGGGCCGUCGGUGCCAGGCCGAGCGGCAGACAGCGCAACUGAUCGUGGGACACGUGGGCAACAAGGGCACCCCUCCUCCACGGGCCUGGUUCCUGCCACCGGCCUGCCUGAGCCACUGCGUGAGGCUAGCACUCAUCCGCUUCCGGGUCAAGGUCUUUCAGAGCCUUGAAGACCACCAUUUGGAAGUGGUGGCUUUUUUCAGGGAAAAUGGCUUCCAUGGCCUUCUUGCCCAUGACUCCGAGUAUGCUCUCUACAAUAUUCCCUCUUACUACAGUUCCCAUGCUCUGAAGCUGAGCUGGAAUGGGAAGAACCUCACUACCAACCAGUUCCUGAUGCAGGAGGUAGCCAAGCAGCUGGGCCUGAAGCGGAUGAAUUUUCCCAUAUUUGCUGCGCUGCUAGGUAACCACAUUCUCCCAGAUGAGGACCUGGCCGCUUUUCACUGGAGCCUCUUGGGACCAGAACAUCCCCUUGCAUCACUUAAGGUCCGAGCUCAUCAGCUGGUUCUUCCUCCCUGUGAUGUGGUGAUCAAGGCUGUUUCCGAGUAUGUUAGUUCUAUCAAAGACCCUUCAAACCUGGAUGUGGUUGGGAAAGAUGUUUUCAAACAGUCUCAGUCCAGGACAGAAGAUAAAAUAGAGAGAUUCAAGAAAGCAGUUGAAUACUAUUCAAUCACAACCAAACUCUCUUCGCUGCCAGUAGUGGGUCCCUCUUCCUUUCUAGGUUUUCGGAAUAAUCGGCUUGGAAAUCCUCCCCUUCCACGAAAUCAGAUGGGCACUAUCUCUGCUGGAAAGCCUAUGUUUUCUCACCACGUGCCCCAGAAAAUGAAAUAUCCACCACCAUUCCCAGUGGGACCCAACUCCUCUCUUCUCUUCUCCUCCCAUGCUUUGGGGGAAUCCCAUGCUUUUUCUGAGGAUCCCAUGCUGCAGGACAGCCCCUUUGCCAAUUGGGCUGUCUCUUAUGACUCCUCUGCAUCCCAAUUUCCCAAUUACCUGACUUCCAAAGCCUCACCUCCUUUGGGACCAGACUCUUCCCACUCCUCUUCCUCUGAUGGUGAUGAACCAAAUGGAGCCAGCUCUGAUCACAUCACAGAAACACUUCAGCAGCAGCCUGGAUGGGAGGAUCCAAAUGGUGACAGAGGGUCCUGGGUACAGCCCAUUGAUGCUGGAGUUUCAGAUGCCAGCCUGGGUGAUGGUGAGCCCCACAUCCCAUCUCUGCUAUCUAUGUCUACGAGGAACCACAUGGACAUCACCAUUCCACCCUUACCUCCAGUAGCUCCAGAAGUCUUGCGGGUUGCCGAACAUAGACACCGAAGGGGUCUUAUGUACCCGUAUAUCUACCACAUCCUCACUAAGGGUGAGAUUAAGAUCCCUGUAUGUAUUGAGGAUGAGUGUAACAUGGAGCUGCCUCCAGCUGCUCUCCUGUUCCGGUCAGCUCGUCAAUAUGUAUACGGGGUCCUUUUCAGUCUGGCAGAGACACAGCGGAAAAUGGAACGCCUGGCCAUACGACGGCGGCUGCCUGUGGAAGUUCCUUCAGUGAUCCUUAAAGAGUGGUCUGCCUAUAAAGGGAAGUCUCCUCAAACCCCUGAGCUGGUGUCUGCACUGACAUUUCGGGAAUGGACUUGCCCAAACCUCAAGAAGCUCUGGCUAGGCAAAUCAGUUGAGGACAAGAACAGAAGGAUGAGGGCCUUCCUGGCCUGCAUGAAGUCAGACACACCCAGUAUGCUCAAUCCAGCUAAUGUCCCCACCCAUCUGCUACUCAUGUGCUGUGUACUCCGGUACAUGGUUCAAUGGCCUGGUGGCCGAAUCCUGCAUCGCCAUGAGUUAGACACCUUCCUUGCACAGGCAGUGUCUACCCAGCUUUAUGAACCAGAUCAACUUCAAGAACUCAAGAUUGAGAAACUGGAUGCCCGAGGUAUCCAGCUUGCUGCCCUCUUCAUGAGUGGAGUUGACACAGCUCUGUUUGCUAAUGAUGCCUGUGGCCAGCCAGUCCCUUGGGAGCACUGCUGCCCCUGGAUUUACUUUGAUGGCAAGCUGUUCCAGAGCAAGCUAAUUAAAGCAGGCCGAGAGCGAGUAUCCCUGGUUGAGCUGUGUGAUGGCCAGGCUGACCUGGCAACCAAAGUGGAAAAGAUGAGACAGAGUAUCCUUGAAGGAGUCAACAUGAACCAUCCACCGCCUUCUGCUCUACUUCCGUCACCUACUUUUGUGCCUCCCAUGGUGCCCUCUCUCUACCCUGUUUCACUUUAUUCCCGAGCCAUGGGCUCAAUGCCACCUCCUCUUCAAGGAAGGAGCCGAGGGUUUGCAGGUCUCCAUCCAAUCCCACCCCAAGGAGGAAAACUGGAGAUUGCCGGAAUGGUUGUGGGCCAGUGGGCUGGCAGCAGAUCCUCCAGGGGCCGAGGCUCCUUUGGCAUGCAAGUGGUUUCUGUCGGUGGGCCAGGAAAGGGGCAUGGAAAAGAACAAACUGGUAGAGGAUCCAAAGGACAUAAAAAAGGAAAUAAACAAAGCACUUCAGAUGGAGUUUCUAAAUCCUUGGAGCUUCAUCAAGGUCAGUCUCGCUCACAGGUAAAUGGAAACAAUGGCACAUUGAUCAAGGAAGAGAAGAGUGAUCAUCAUCUUCCAGCUCCAUCACAGUGUGCCUUAUCCAGAGACAGCAGCGUGUGUAAUAAUGGUAACCGCCACUUCCCUGUGAAGAAGGGGGAAAAGAGCCGCUUACGAGAGCAAAAGCUGGAAACUGUGGCACAACAGAAAGAAUAAUAAUGAG